Molecule: messenger RNA, 2210 nt
Organism: Sesamum indicum (sesame)
Lineage: Eukaryota; Viridiplantae; Streptophyta; Magnoliopsida; Lamiales; Pedaliaceae
Product: putative mediator of RNA polymerase II transcription subunit 26b
Cellular component (GO): nucleus
Source: RefSeq, a predicted model, not a curated record
GAGAGUUGAUUCGUUGAACUGAAGCUUCUGUACACCCGUUUUCUACGUGCCCAUUUCUUAGUAUUUCAGUCUUGUUAGAACUCGUAAAUCCCAUUAUGCAUCUCUAUAUAUAUGUUAACGAAAUCCUAAAGUAAUCUCUUUCAUAUUUCUUAACAGAUUCCAGAGAGAGAGAGAAUACCUAUCGUUACUUUUUUUUCUUCAACAUAUAUUCUUCUCAGAAUUUCACUCAUUCGGCACCAUAACUUUUCUCUGAAUUUCUACUUGAAUUUGAUCCCUAUCCACAAUUCCUACUGAUAUCCGAUUAUAAGUAGCAUAGAAACCGAUUCUCUUCGCUUUUUCCUAUCAGCCCAUCAAAUUUUUUUCAAGAAACAGUUCAUCUUGAUUUUCCGGGUUCCAUCAAGAUUCCGUUGUUGUUGUUCUUAUCUGGUCUCUGAUAUUGGAGAAAAGGGUUUGUGAAAUUGAAUUGAGUUUUCAACAUGGCGACCACUCCUGUUAGUCUUGACAAAUGGAGGGAGUAUUUCCGGGGUGCGAAUUCUGACAUCUUUGAUAUCAUCGAGCACGCGGUGAUGGUUGCUGCUUGUGAUUGCCCCUACGACUUCAAACUGAAGAGGGAUCGGAUUGCUGAGAUGCUGUUCACUUGCAAAUUCACCAAGUGUUUCGGCUGUGACAGAGUUGAAUUGGCUGUCCCAAAUCCUGACGGUGUGGAGAAAAGAGAUGACGGCGAUGAUAAGUACAGAAGUGAGAUUGAGGCUGGGGGAAGUAAAGACACAAAAGAGAGUAAAGUGAAUGACGAUGAUCAUCAUACAGAGAUUGUGGUGAUGGAUGUGAAUCAGAUUACCAACAAUAGUUAUGGAGAUGUUGACGCACUGACUGAUGAGAUUGAGGAGUCCUCUCAGAUUUUGGAUGAAGUUUUUAGGAUCAAAGCAAUUAUUGACAACAGACAAGAAGAGUCUUGUGAGUUGCUGAUUGAUUCACUGAGGCGGCUCCAGCUUAUGACUUUGUCCGUGGAGAUUCUGAAGGAUACGGAAAUUGGGAAAUCUGUUAAUGCUAUGCGGAAGCAUGGAUCAAAGGAAAUUCGGAGUCUUGUUAGGACAUUGAUUGAGAAUUGGAAAUCUGUGGUUGAUGCAUGGGUUGAUGCUACUACAGCCAUUGCAGCUGUGGAAGUUACAACAGAAUCUGUAAGAACAUCUGUUGUCGAAGAAGAGCAAGGGCUACCAUCUCCUCCACUCGAUGAAGGAGCCUUCUUUUCCCCUCCCACCAACAUGGAGCUCUCAAAGUUCUUUGAUGGCAUGGAUGAUGACGGAAAUCCUCGGGACAACAGGGCACUCAACAAGAACCAAGAAAAACAGAAGUUUGAGAGUCCCAGUGAUUCGAGCACUCAUCCAAAGGACCAGAAGUCUGAACAGAAGACAAAUCAGGAAUCAAUCUUGAAGAAACAAGCCCCUCCCUGUAAGCCGAACAGGCUUCCUACCGAUGAAUCGGCCACCAGGAGACCUAAACCGGCUCUGCAACCAAAGUCUAACAACGAGACAAUGAUCCAGCAAAAAGGCACAAAGCCAAAGAAACCGAGCCCUCAUCAACAAGAGAAUUUUGACUGCAACAAUGAGGCUUCAAUUAAGAUAAAAUUAGAGGCUGCUAAGAGGAAGCUGCACGAGCGCUAUCAAGAAGUCGAAAAGGCCAAGAAGCGGAGAACCAUACAAGUGGUCGAGCUGCACGAUCUCCCAAAGCAGACCACUGCACAGAGGAAUCAGCCAAUGCGUCCUGGCAACCAGCACAGGCAAUUGGCCAAUGGGCGAUGGUAGAUUCUGCCAACCACUGACGUAGUAUUAACAAAUCGUCGAGUUUCUUCCACCUCAACAAGUAAAUGCGAGUAGAACGAUUUCACUAACUUGCAGACAAUUCAUGGCCAAAGCCCGCUUGAGAACUGAAGAUUCCAAUAUACCGUGUAGAUCAGCUGAUGUAGUAUAGACAUUGGUAGUUUUCUUGAACAUGCGAUGUGUUGCUAUGGGCACUAAAAUUUUGUCCACCAAGUUACUGAUUCUUGUCUGAUCAACGUUGUGUCAUCAUCUCAUAUCCAUUCCUAGAAAAUUAGUAACCGAUAACGAGGGAUAUCCCAUUUUAUAAACAGGACCCCUCUCCCAAUCGGGGAAACUUGUAAUAUUUUAGUUUCAUAUUGUUUUUGCAUAGAUUUAAAGUAAAAUUAUUGGAUA